Molecule: messenger RNA, 726 nt
Organism: Acanthocheilonema viteae
Lineage: Eukaryota; Metazoa; Nematoda; Chromadorea; Rhabditida; Onchocercidae
Source: the annotation of a GenBank genome assembly
AUGGCAUUUAUCUCAGAUCUCGGUGAAUUUAUUGCUCGAACAGUGCGACGUGCAUUGUAUUUCUUUCAACGACAUAUUCUAAAUAAAAGAAUCGAGGAUCCAUGUAUUGAAUACAAAAAAUUCUCAUUAAUAAUAUUAAUUGUAUUGUUGAUUACUCCAACAAUUGCUCUUAUUGUCAUGGAAGCAGAACAUUCACGUCAAUGGAAUUAUUUCGAUUCGUUAUAUUAUACGUUUACGACUUCAACGCUUAUUGGAUUAGGCGAUUUGACCCCGCAACCAUCAUAUGUUCAAUUUUUCAUUCUAAUGCCACUUUUUUUCAUCAUUGAAACUCUUUUUGCACUAGCACUCGGCUUCAUUACUCAUUUGUAUCGAUAUGAAUCAAUGAUUAUGUACAAAUUAAUUAAGCACAAAAUUUCAAAAUUUCUAUUGCAUCGACGUUUACAGCGAAUGAAACAGACACUUCAAGAAGAAAACUUGCGAAAUUCGCAAGAACUUACAAGACUAACUGAUGCCGAUAUUGAUGCUGAGAUUGCUGAAUUAUCCGCACGUGAAAUGCGCAUGAAUGAAAAGAUUGAUAGAGAAAUACAAAUGCUGGAAGCAAUGCCAAGUCAAAUUGAUUUGGGAAUAUUAAAUGCACAAAUAAAAAAUGAUGGCGAAAGUAAACGAAGAUUGAGAAAUACGGUGAAGAAAUGGUUGCGUAGUAGGAAAGACAACGAAGUGAAAUAA